Molecule: messenger RNA, 1274 nt
Organism: Rosa chinensis
Lineage: Eukaryota; Viridiplantae; Streptophyta; Magnoliopsida; Rosales; Rosaceae
Product: GDSL esterase/lipase At4g01130
Exons: 5
Coding region: 147-1259 (370 amino acids)
Molecular function (GO): hydrolase activity, acting on ester bonds
Source: RefSeq, a predicted model, not a curated record
UUCAAUUACAGUAGAUUCAUCGUCUUUUGAAUAUUGAGGCUGGUAAAAAGUGGUGCCUGUUCAAGCCCAAGCUUGUACAGGAGGCCUUCUCUCUUUCAGCCCUUACUGUUUCUCUAACAUAUUCACACAAUUAAGAAAUUAGCCAAAUGGGGCUUUUUCACAUGUUGCUGCUUGUAUCAUUGAUCAUGAUCCAGGUGGGGAACAUCGAUUCCAAGUGCUUUUCUGCAAUAUUUAAUUUUGGUGACUCCACUUCGGAUACGGGUGAAGACCAUGCAGCCUUUCCAGACCACCUGCCGGUACCUUAUGGGUCUACAUUCUUCAAGAAACCUGCCGGAAGAGCUUCAGAUGGCCGACUGAUCAUCGACUUUCUGGCUGAAGCUUUGGGACUUCACUUUUUGACCCCUUAUCUGAAGCCAGAGGGAUCAUUCAAAAAAGGCGUCAAUUUUGCCGCAGUGGGAGCCGCUGCGCUUCCUCCAAACAGCUCCUUUCCUACUUUGUUUCCUCUCAGUGUGUUCAAUCUGGGUGUCCAGCUGCAACAAAUGCGGGAAUUCAAGUCCAUUGUGGAAGAAGUCCAUAAGCACGGGUCUAAGAAGAGGUUUCCUUCUCAGAAGGUCUUUGGAAAGUCUUUAUACAUGCUCUAUAUAGGCCAAGCCGAUAUAGUAUCUCAAGUGGAAACGCUUGGUGCUGAUGGAGUGAAGCAAUUCUUUCCCCAAAUGGUCUCCUCUAUUUCUCACACUAUACGGGAGCUGUAUGGCUUGGGCGGGCGUACAUUUUUGGUGUUCGGUGUGGGACCUGCGGGAUGUGAUCCUAUAAUUAGGGUUAUAGUGAAUCAGGCCGGUUCUUAUCUUGAUUCAGCUGGAUGUUAUUUUCCUUUGAAUGAUGCAGUUUCGGAGUACAACAAGCUGUUACGGGAGUCACUCUGGGAAAUUAGAGGCGAUAACCCAGAAGCAUCCAUCAUAUACGUCGACACCUUCAGCGUGAAGCUAGAUCUCUUUAAGAAUCCGACACACUAUGGGCUCAAAUAUGGAGCAAAAGUUUGCUGCGGACAUGGAGGAGGUCUUUACAAUUUUGACCUCCAUGCUCCGUGUGGGUUUCCAAAUGCAACGGCUUGCAAGGACCCAUGGAACUAUGUUUCCUGGGAUGGAACACAUUUAACCGAAGCCGCAAACAGAGUGAUUGCUAGGGAAAUUCUGAAUGGGUCACUCUUCGAACCCCCGUUUCCCUUGAAGAAGCUCUGUCGCAUCCAUGGUUCCACCUGAUUCAGAAGACUUAUU